This is a messenger RNA of Olea europaea var. sylvestris, 686 nucleotides long. RefSeq lists its product as uncharacterized. Lineage: Eukaryota; Viridiplantae; Streptophyta; Magnoliopsida; Lamiales; Oleaceae. Gene Ontology annotation, biological process: carbohydrate metabolic process. Gene Ontology annotation, molecular function: hydrolase activity, hydrolyzing O-glycosyl compounds. The coding region runs from base 85 to 549 and encodes 154 amino acids. The record is from RefSeq and is a predicted model, not a curated record. The transcript is spliced from 3 exons.
GGCUCCCAGAUCCAAAGUCUCUUGUAGAUUAUCUUCAUCAAAUUGGUUUCAAAGCAAACUAGAUGCUUGACCCAGGGAUCAAAAAUGAAGAUGGCUAUUUCGUCUAUGACAAUGGUUCUGAAAAAGAUAUCUGGGUUCAAAUUGCGUGUCAGAGGCCAUUUGUUGGGGAGGUGUGGCCUAGGCCAUGUGUAUUUCCUGACUUCACAAAAUCAGAAGCGCUCAUGGUGGGCUAGUCUUGUCAAGGACUUUGUUAUUAAUGGCGUGGAUGGUUCAUGGAAUGAUAUGAAUGAACCGGCGGUUAUGAAGACUGAAAUGAAGACAAUGCUUGAGAGCAAAAUUCAUAGGGGAGAUCCACAACAUGGAGGCAAACAGAACCAUUCACAUUAUCACAACGUACUACUUGGCCCUGAAAUCUUCUAUAAGCACUUCAACUUUACUCAUGAAAUUGAUAUGCUUAGUGUCAUUUAUGCAUUGGAGAGAUCGUUUCUUAUUUUGUACCAAGCAAUUUAUAAAUCACAAGCCUCCUUUUUUUUGUUGUUGCAAAGAUGAAGAAAGAAAUUCUAUUUUCUCGCUCUUGGCCCUGUGAAUAUCACCUGAGUGGUUCAAGGAGUAGCAUUGGAACUGCUAUGUAUGAUUUUGUUUACCGAGGGUUCGAAUCCUUCUCUUUCUGUGCCUUCACUUCAUGG